UUCAGUUUCCAACCAACUGCCUCCUCUCCUCCCCUUUAAAUUACUUCCCUUCUCUGCUCUUCGCGUCACUUUCCAAACACCCCCUCCCUCUCGGCUCUCUUCCUCUCUCACACCCUGAAAUAAAAAAUGCCUAACACCACCGCUUUCCUCCGCCUCCUUCCGCCGGUUCCCGUCUCACGCACAUAUCCAUCGUCAGAUCCAGGGGCGGUUCUCUCCGGUGUUUGUUCUUUUGCGACUGAAAAUAAAAGGUCCGGCUUUGGUCUUCUGCGCUCCAGACGUAACGCAAUACCCAGGAUUUCUGCUCACGUCUACACGGAGAUCCUUCAGAAUGGCCUACCAACGGCAGAAUGGCUGGAGACUCUGAAGAAUGACAGAGAAGGGGAAGCUCCUAAGGUUUCCAUCUCUAAGGAGAUAGUAGAGAGGGUGGAUUCCAUUAAAGCUAUGUUGAGUUCUAUGGAAGAUGGAGAAAUUAGCAUCUCAGCUUAUGACACCGCAUGGGUAUCUCUGGUUCAAGAUAUUCUUGGAGGUGGUGCUCCCCAGUUCCCUUCUAGCCUUCUGUGGAUCGUCGACAAUCAACUCCCUGAUGGUUCCUGGGGCGAUCAUCGUAUAUUUUCUGCUCACGAUCGGAUCAUUAGCACUUUGGCCUGUGUGAUUGCAUUGAAAUCAUGGAAUAUCUGUCCGAGGAAGUGCGAUAAAGGAGUGGUAUUUAUUCGGGAGAACAUGAGUAGGCUCGAAAGCGAAAACCCAGAGCACAUGUCCAUAGGUUUUGAAGUUGCUUUCCCUUCUCUCAUCGAAAUUGCUCGAAAGCUGCAUUUGCAGGUUCCUGUUGAUUCUACUGUCAUGCAAAUGAUAAGUGCCAAGAGAAAUCUAAAGCUUACUAGGAUACCCAAGGAAAUGAUGCACAUAGUGCCCACAACGCUCCUCCAUAGCUUGGAAGGAAUGCCUGGUUUGGACUGGGAAAAGCUUCUCAAGCUGCAGAGCCCAGAUGGGUCCUUCCUGUUUUCUCCAUCCUCCACAGCCUUUGCCCUCAUGCAGACUAAAGAUGAAAACUGCUUAAAAUAUCUCAAAAGAGUUGUUGAAAGAUUCAAUGGAGGAGUACCCAACGUCUACCCUGUUGAUUUAUUCGAACACAUUUGGGCUGUGGAUCGCUUGGAACGCCUUGGCAUUUCUCGAUACUUCCAAUCAGAAAUUAAAGAAUGUCUCGAUUAUGUCUACAGGUAUUGGACUGAAGAUGGAAUUUGUUGGGCUAGAAACUCAACAGUACAUGACAUUGAUGACACAGCUAUGGCUUUCAGGCUCCUAAGGUUACAUGGCCACGAUGUUUCCCCAGAUGCAUUUCGGCAUUUCGAGAAAGGUGGCGAAUUCUUUUGUUUCGCAGGACAAUCAAACCAGGCAAUUACCGGAAUGUUCAAUCUCUACAGGGCAUCUCAGGUAUUGUUCCCCGGAGAGAAGAUCCUUGAAGAAGCAAAGACAUUUUCAUCCAGGUUUCUAAGUGAAAAACAGGCUUCCAAUCAACUACUAGAUAAAUGGAUAAUAACCAAGGACUUGCCUGGGGAGGUGAGAUAUGCUCUUGACAUUCCAUGGUACGCCAGUCUCCCCCGGCUGGAGGCCAGAUAUUAUCUAGAACAGUAUGGUGGAGAAGACGACGUAUGGAUCGGGAAAACACUUUACAGGAUGCCUUUAGUUAACAACAACGUCUAUCUUGAGCUUGCAAAGUUAGACUUCAACAAUUGCCAAGCAUUGCAUCAGCAUGAAUGGGUCAAUCUUCAAAAAUGGUACACAGACUGCAACCUUGGAGAGUUUGGGGUGAACAGGGGGACACUUCUCCAGGCCUACUACGUAGCAGCAGCGAGCAUAUUCGAGCCCGAGAGAUGGACUGAGCGGCUAGCAUGGGCCCGAACGGCAGUCCUUGUCGAGGCGGUCUCCUUGUACUUGGAGAAGGAAGACCCACAGAGGGGAGCCUUCGUCCAUGAUUUCUUCAGCAACAUUGGCGGCAGCAGCAUCUUCAGCAGUGACAACAAAAACAAGCUUGAUAAGAGGAGGUGGGGAUCGAAGAGGACAGCGGAGAGACUCGUUGAGGCCCUACUGGGGACCCUCAACCGACUAUCGUUGGACUCACUGCUGGCGCACGGCCAAGACGUACUCCUCCACUUACGACGCGCUUGGGCCACGUGGCUACUGAUAUCGCUUGAUGAAGCAGAGGAAGAAGAAGAAGAAGAAGACAAGCAACAGACAGGAAGAGAGGCAGAGCUCCUUGUGCGCACCAUAAAUCUCUGCGCCGGUCGUCCCCUCUCGGAGGAGCUCUUGUGCCAUCCCCACUAUCGUCGCCUCGUCCAACUCACCAACAGAGUCUGUCACCACCUUCGUCGUUUCCGAGAAUGGAAGGUAAACGAAAGGAGCAGCGAUGAUCCAAAUACAAGCAGCAUCACCACCUGUGAAAUCGAAUCAGACAUGCAAGAGCUGGUCCAAUGUGUGCUCCGGAGCUCUGAUGGCAUCGAUCCUGCGAUCAAGCAAACAUUCCUUGCCGUUGCCAAGAGUUAUUACUACACCGCCCAUUGUCCGCCAGCCAUGAUCAACCUCCACAUAGCCAAAGUUCUCUUUGAGAGUGUACACUGAUUUUUUUUGUUGUGUAACUUGAAUUUCCUACAUACAGAUACAGUUGUAUUUGUGUAAAUCCCUGAAAAAUAAUUAUUCUCAAAAUCGAUUCAAUUCAAUCCAAAAUACUUCUGAUUCUGAGUACAACAACUGUUUA
Molecule: messenger RNA, 2752 nt
Organism: Nelumbo nucifera (sacred lotus)
Lineage: Eukaryota; Viridiplantae; Streptophyta; Magnoliopsida; Proteales; Nelumbonaceae
Product: ent-copalyl diphosphate synthase 1-like
Biological process (GO): gibberellin biosynthetic process
Cellular component (GO): chloroplast
Molecular function (GO): terpene synthase activity; magnesium ion binding
Source: RefSeq, a predicted model, not a curated record